Messenger RNA from Fragaria vesca subsp. vesca, 658 nucleotides. RefSeq names its product ferredoxin-1, chloroplastic-like. The transcript has a single exon. Lineage: Eukaryota; Viridiplantae; Streptophyta; Magnoliopsida; Rosales; Rosaceae. Gene Ontology annotation, molecular function: electron transfer activity; 2 iron, 2 sulfur cluster binding. Gene Ontology annotation, cellular component: chloroplast. The record is from RefSeq and is a predicted model, not a curated record. Bases 71 to 505 code for a protein of 144 amino acids. Gene Ontology annotation, biological process: electron transport chain.
UUCUCUCUUAUUAGCUUUCCUUGAUUCUUUCAUUCAUUUCCUAGUAGUAACCAACCAACCAACCAACCCAAUGGCAGCUCUCUCCGGCACCAUGGUCAGCACCUCCUUCAUCCGCGGGCAGCCCAUGAGCAGCCUCCGGUCUGCUAAUCCCAAUGUGGGUCAGGCUCUUUUCGGCUUGAAGUCCAACAACCGCGGUGGGCGUGUUGCCAUGGCUGCGUACAAGGUCACUCUCAAGACCCCUGAAGGCGUCACCGAGUUCGAGUGCCCUGAUGAUGUCUACAUUCUCGACGCCGCCGAGGAGGCAGGUCUCGACCUCCCUUACUCCUGUCGCGCCGGUUCCUGCUCUUCCUGCGCCGGCAAGGUUGUUGAUGGCACCGUCGACCAGUCUGACCAGAGCUUUCUUGAUGAUGACCAGAUUGAUGGUGGCUUUGUCCUCACUUGUGUCGCCUAUCCUUCCUCUGAUGUUACUCUUGAAACCCACAAGGAGGAGGAGCUCACCGGUUAAUUACUACCUACUACCAUAUAUGUUUUCAUGUUGCUUAACUAGAAUUCUCUAAAUGAGUUUGCUUAUUGUUUUUCUUCUCUUGUUUCUAGUAUGAAAUCAUUGUACCCUUUGAAUUUGCUCUCGAUCUCUUGCACGUAAUCUCUCUCUCUCUCU